Salarias fasciatus (jewelled blenny) is the source of this 3573-nucleotide messenger RNA. RefSeq names its product heterogeneous nuclear ribonucleoprotein U-like 1 (gene hnrnpul1). Gene Ontology annotation, molecular function: protein binding; RNA binding. Lineage: Eukaryota; Metazoa; Chordata; Actinopteri; Blenniiformes; Blenniidae. The record is from RefSeq and is a predicted model, not a curated record. Gene Ontology annotation, cellular component: nucleus. Gene Ontology annotation, biological process: alternative mRNA splicing, via spliceosome. The transcript has 16 exons. Bases 85 to 2787 code for a protein of 900 amino acids.
AGUGACUCUCUCCACCUUCCACCACGACUUACCCGCGCGAGUCGCGUCAGAAGAGACGAGGACACCGAGGAGGCCGCUGCAAACAUGAGCUUAGACGUUAAAAAGCUGAAGGUGAACGAGUUGAAGGAGGAGCUCCAGCGCCGCGGCCUGGACACCAGAGGCCUGAAGGCGGACCUGGUGGAGCGGCUGACGGCCGCCCUGGAGGCUGAAGCCGAGGGGGGCACCCCGGAGCAGGACCAGGGCGACGACUACGGCCACGGUGACUUCGAGGAAGGCAACGAGGAUGGGGACGACGUACAAGAACAACAAGAACCAGCUGAUGAUUAUGGCGAUGAUGAGGAUGGGGAUGAUGCUGAAGAACCGGAAGAUGUUGAAGAUGUUGAAGAUGUUGAAGAUGUUGAAGAUGCUGAAGAUGCUGAAGAUGCUGAAGAUGCUGAAGAUGUUGAAGAUGCUGAAGAUGUUGAAGAUGCUGAAGAUGUUACUCCUCAAGAGGAGGAUGAGGGAAGGGAUUCCGGUGGUUACUAUGAGGAAGAGGAGGCAGAAGCAGAGCCGCAUGAGAGUCAGCCAGCUUCGGAUUCAGGCCAUGGCAUGCCUGACUUCACGGCAGAUGUGGAGCCCCCGAAACCUGAGGUGAUGUCUGUGGAGGAAACCAAACCUGUGGUGGAUGUGACCGCGAAGGAGGAUGUUGAAGACAGACCGGAAAUCAAGGUAGAGAUCAAAAAAGAAGAUGAUCCUGAACCACAAGGUGACAGACAGCCAGAUGAUCAAAGGCCAGAGCAGCCGAACCAGCAAGAACCCGCCGGCCAGGCAGAAGUCAAAACGGAAGGCGAUCGAGGUGGACAUUAUGGCCGGAAGCGUCCCUACGAGGAGAACAGAAGCUAUGGCUACUACGAACACCGUGAGGACAAAAGAUCCCGAACUCCACAGCCUCCUGCUGAAGACGAGGAGGAAAACAUCGACGACACGCUUGUUACAAUUGAUACAUAUAAUUGUGAUUUACACUUCAAAGUGUCCCGGGACCGUUACAGUGGUUACCCGCUGACCAUUGAGGGCUUUGCGUACCUGUGGGCCGGAGCACGCGCCACACACGGCGUCACCCGGGGGCGUGUGUGCUACGAGAUGAAGAUCAAUGAGGAAAUUCCAGUCAAGCACCUGCCUUCCAGCGAGCCAGAUCCCCAUGUGGUCAGAAUCGGAUGGUCCCUCAACAACUGCAGCACUCAGCUGGGCGAGGAGCCUUUCUCCUACGGAUUUGGAGGAACAGGAAAGAAGUCAGCUGACUGCAAGUUUGCUGACUAUGGUGAGAGGUUUGGCGAAAAUGACGUCAUUGGAUGUUACAUCGACUUUGACAGUGGUAACGAGGUGGAGAUCGGCUACUCCAAGAACGGCGUCUUUCUGGGUGUGGCUUUCCGAACCACCAAGGAGGAGCUGGCGGGCCGAGCCCUGUUCCCUCACGUCCUGGUGAAGAAUUGUGCUGUGGAGUUCAACUUCGGACAGAAGCGCGAGCCAUACUACGCGCCGCCAGAGGGCUACAGCUACAUCCACAACCUGGAAAUGGAAGACAAGAUCAGGGGCACGAAGGGACCCUCCAGCAAAUCUGAAUGCGAGAUCCUGAUGAUGGUUGGCCUCCCCGCGUGUGGAAAGACCACUUGGGCCAUAAAGCAUGCGGAGACGAACCCAGACAAGAAGUACAACAUCCUGGGCACAAAUGCCAUCAUGGACAAGAUGAAGGUGAUGGGUCUGCGUCGCCAGAAGAACUACGCAGGGCGCUGGGAUGUUCUGAUCCAACAGGCCACCCAGUGUCUGAACAGGCUGAUCGAGAUCGCGGCACGCAAGAGGCGCAACUACAUCCUGGAUCAGACAAAUGUAUAUGGAUCAGCAAGGAGACGAAAAAUGCGUCCUUUUGAAGGUUUUCAACGCAAGGCUAUUGUAAUUUGUCCCACGGACGAGGAUUUAAAAGAACGAACAUUAAAGCAAACCAAUGAGCAGGGGAAGGAUGUGCCCGAUCAUGCUGUUUUAGAAAUGAAAGCCAACUUCACUCUCCCCGAGGCUUGCGACUUCCUGGAGGCGGUGACGUUCAUUGAGCUGCAGCGCGAUGAGGCUGAAAAGCUGCUGAAGCAGUACAAUGAUGAGGGCCGCAAGGCCGGCCCGCCCCCCGAGAAGCGCUAUGACAACCGGCAGGGCGGCUUCCGCGGCCGCGGCAGUGGCAACUUCCAGCGGUACGACAGCCGCGACGGCUCCCGCGGGGGCUACCAGAACCGCAGCGGAGACGGCGGCAGCGGCUACAGAGGAGGCUACAGCCGUGGCAGCUACAACCAGAACCGGUGGGGCGGCAGCAGCUACCGCGACGGGGGCUCUGACAAUCGUAGUGGAUACAACCGCAGCCAGCCAUCAGGGGGGAGCUACAAUCGCCCGGCUCCGUACAACAAGGGAGGCUACAACCAGCAGGGCUACAGCCAGAGCUACAACCAAGGGUACAACCAGGGCAGCUACAGCCAGAACUACUACGGUAACUACAGCCAGUACCCGGGAUACAGCCAGAGCUACAGCCAGACGCCCGCCACUGGACAGACCUACAACCACCACCAGCAGCAGCAGCCGCAGCAGCAGCCGCCGCAGCAACAGCAGCAGCAGCAGCAGCAGCAGCAGAGCUACAACCAGCAAUACCAGCAGUACGCUCAGCAGUGGCAGCAGUACUACCAGAACCAGAACCAGUGGAACCAGUAUUACAGCCAGUACGGCAGCUACCCUGGACAGGGCAGCCAAGGCUCCUCCUCUGGUUCCCAGUAGCUUCGCUCUGCAUCCCCCCACCACCACCACCACCCCACCCCCCUCUGCAUCCCGACCACCUCUGACCUCUGCAGCCAAUCGAUUUUGUACAGCCCACCAUCGAGCCGCCACAGCCUCCCCUCGUCUGGUUCCCAACGCGGUCGCCUUCGUUCCCUCACCAAUCAGUGUACACACAAAGCGUAUACAGUUUGAUGUCUUUUUAUUGUUUUUACCGAAGUCUUACGCUACUCAGUGACCGUGAGGUAGAUGAUAGGUAUCAAGACAUUUACUGAAUGUUCUCGGUGAUGCUUCGAGCCGUGGACGUUCCGAAGUCCCCGGUUCUACAGAUUCAAGAGGUGAAUAUAGUGUGGGAGGAAAAGACAGGAACAGUACAGCAAAAAGCUUGAAUAAUUUUGCUUGCUUCAAGAACAAAAAACAAAAAAAUGCAUGCUUUUUACUUCAUUGCCCCCCUUCCCUCCGUCUUACUCCUUACUUUUCAGUUACCGAGUGAGCACAUUUUAUUUACUGCAAGAGUCCAGACUUUACGAAACAUUUUGUUUUUCUAGGUGUUGAUACUGUAGUAUUUAAACUUAAGUUUUUUGAUUGCGAAACAUAUUUUGCCAUUGAGUAGCUGUGUUUGCAGUUUUUUUUUUCCAUCCCUUUGUGAUUGCUGUUCAUUCAGUCCAGUAGGUAAAACCUAUUCUGUCAAACCUUUUUCUCUCUUUUUUGUUUUUUACCUGAAAAUGAGUCAAUUACGCAAGCUGUCUUCUUGUCUUUAUACAAUAAAUGCAGUUGUAUACGCCUGUA